AUGUCUCUCCAGAAGAAAACCAUGCCUUACGUCAGGCUGGGCAACUCCGGCCUCAAAGUCUCCAAAAUCAUCUUGGGCACAAUGCAGUACGGAAGCUCCGGCUGGCAGGAGUGGGUGAUCGAUGACCAGGAGAAGGCCAUUGAGCACAUCAAGUUCGCAUAUGACAACGGCAUUCAGACCUUUGAUACUGCAAAUGUCUAUUCCAAUGGUUUGUCGGAGAUCAUCCUCGGGAACGCCAUCAAAAAACUGGGCCUUCCUCGUGCCGAGAUAGUCGUUAUGACAAAGGUGUACGGCGUCGUUGCUCCAUCGUAUGACAUCAAUCUCCUGAAAUCAGCCGUGCCGCCUGAGGAAAUGGGGCUCGUAAACCAGCGCGGCCUCAGUCGCAAGCACAUCUUCGAGUCGGUCAAGGCGAGCCUCAAACGGCUGCAGCUCGAUUACGUUGACCUCCUGCAAUGCCAUCGUUUCGACUACGAAACGCCGAUCGAAGAGACCAUGCAAGCCCUGCAUGACGUCGUCCAGGCCGGUUACGUGCGCUACAUCGGUAUGAGCUCAUGCUACGCCUACCAAUUCCAAGCGAUGCAGAACUACGCGAUUAAUAACAGGCUUACGCCCUUCAUCUCAAUGCAGAACCACCACAGCCUGGUGUACCGCGAGGAGGAACGCGAGAUGUUCCCCACGCUCAAGAUGUUCGGCGUGGGCGCGAUCCCCUGGUCCCCACUCGCGCGCGGCAUCCUCACCCGCCCGCUGGGGGAGCAGACGAAACGAGGUGAGACGGACAAGCCGAUCGGGCGGUACAUGCGCGGGGCGGGCACGCCUGAGAUCCUGAAGCGAGUCGAGGAGCUCGCGCAUAAGAAGACGAUCAGCAUGGCGCAGAUCGCUCUCGCGUGGAGCAUGGCAAAGGAAGGUGUCACGGCGCCGAUCAUCGGCACGACAAGCCUGCAGAACUUGACUGAUAUCAUCGGUGCUGUAAACGUGGAACUCUCGCAGGAGGAUAUCAAGUAUCUCGAGGAGCCGUACCAGCCGAUGGCUAUCGACGGGCACAAUAUAUUCAAGAAUGUAACAGAUAGAUUCCGCAUAUCGCCAGCUUUUGUCAGCUCUCAACGUUCAGCUGCUCUACGCUUGGAUAUCAGGGAUUUAAUAUUUAUGACUUGCAAUGACCUUAGACCGAGCUCCCAGUUCCACAUUUUCCACUGCGUUUCACUGGCAGGCGUACUGCGUGCACUCCUUAACGAGGCAAAGUUUAGGAUUUACCUGCUUGGCACUGUGCCCCAUGCAGUGUUUUACAACAUUAGAGUCUUUCGGUUCGGAUUACCGCUCAUCCUGAAAAUCACGCGUCGAACUACAAGCACUGAGGCGCAUGCGCUGAAGUUCUUACACAGCACAGGCUUGAAUCUACCCAUUCCGCGCCUAGUAGACUCGUUUGUUCGUGCAGGAUGCACGUAUACGAUUAUGUCACGGCUCCCUGGUGUUCCACUCCUCAACAUAUACGAUAACAUGGAGCCUGAGCAGCAGGGCGUAAUAUGUUCAGAGGUGGAGGCCGUUAUGAAGACGCUGUGGGAGAUCAAACAGCCGGCGGACAUUGCUGGCCAGGUCAUGAUGAGUGCCUCUGGCGACGGUCUCCCCGAUCCUAUAUUUUUCUUCGAGGAACACUCCGGCCCUUUCCCGUCUGCACUUGCCUGCUAUGCCCACGUCUCCCGCCGCACGCCCGAGGAGUUCGAUGGGGACGUAGACAUCUCCGUGCAGAAGACUCUUGCCGCGGAUCCCAUUGUAUGGGUACACACGGACCUCCGUAUGCAGAACAUCUUCAUCAAUGACGGCCAUAUCAGCGGUGUCAUCGACUGGGAAGACUCCGGCUGGUAUCCGUUGACAUGGCAGAUCCAUGCUAUGCGUUGGUGGCAUCGUGGAUGUAAUGGUUGGUGGCGCGGUUAUUGGUCGGAUGACUACAGGUUCCCUCCAGUUUCGGAGCACGCUUAUGAUUGCUCUUGCAAGGUGCUAACGUACUCGGUGGUUUGA
Messenger RNA from Sparassis crispa, 2013 nucleotides. Its product is annotated as Putative aryl-alcohol dehydrogenase. NCBI's taxonomy places the organism in Eukaryota, Fungi, Basidiomycota, Agaricomycetes, Polyporales, Sparassidaceae. The record is from RefSeq and is a predicted model, not a curated record. The coding region runs from base 1 to 2013 and encodes 670 amino acids. The transcript has 17 exons.